Molecule: messenger RNA, 822 nt
Organism: Papaver somniferum (opium poppy)
Lineage: Eukaryota; Viridiplantae; Streptophyta; Magnoliopsida; Ranunculales; Papaveraceae
Exons: 2
Coding region: 150-578 (142 amino acids)
Source: RefSeq, a predicted model, not a curated record
CCUAACCGCUUUCCACUGUUUGUUGCAAUCAGUUUCUUACUCUAACAAGAAUUCUUUAAAUCUCACUUGCUCUCUCUGAUCUCUCUUACACCUUAUUCUUCAAAACCCUAGUCAUAAUUCACAUUACUCUUUUUUCUUCUUCAUUCACAAUGUAUGGAAAAGUGAAAAGAAGUAGAAUUCCUUCAACUCAUAAAGACAUUCAUGUUCUUGAUCAAGACAUUGAAUAUGUUCGAAAUAAUUUUUCUUCCAAGAUUUCAAUCUCAGAACAACAACAACCAGUUGUAUGUUCUUCGGAUGCACAACCACCAAAGAAGAAGAUCUUAACAGUUAAUAAGAUGAGAGUUCACAAAAGUGAUCGAUUUUAUGAGUUUUGUCACUAUUGUAAGGAUUAUAUCAGUGAGAAUGCGAAUGUGUUUAUGUAUGGUUAUCUUGGUGCAUAUUGCGGCACAGCAUGCCGAAGCCAACAAAUCCAAAUGGACACUGCAGCAGAGAAAUUCUCAAAUGCUGCUAGGAGGAAUGGUCAGAUUUCUGCUCAAUUUGGAAAGAGUAAAAGGGCAUUUCCCAUAUUCUUUAUCUAACUGCAGGAAGGUACAGAUAAUGGAGUGACGUCGAGCUUUCAGAGUUUUGAUGAUCGGCUCGCAAUUUAGUAUAUGAAAGAACUAAUCUAAACUUAGUUUACUCUUUCAGUAGCUAGUCAAUUUGUGUUUAUUUGCACAUAACGAACCAAUUGACUUUAGGAUUAGAAGAAGUAUUAGCACUAAUCAACUUUUGAAUAUUUUGAGCUGUAUUAGUGUUUUUCGUUUGAAAACAUUGAAUAAAAUU